CUCCCCCUCUGUCCCCGCUGUCGUCCCCGCUGUCCCCCCUGGCCCGGGAGCGCUCCAAGGCCGUCACCUCCUUCUACCACCAGCCCGCCAUCGACGCCGCCGCCGACAAGCCCUCUGUUCGUCUCACGCCCACCACGAUGUUGUACUCGGGGCGCUCCCAGGACGGCAGCCACAUCCUGAAGAGCGCUCGGUACCUGCAGCAGGAGCUGCCGGUCAGGAUCGCCCACCGGAUCCGGGGGUUUCGGAACCUGCCCUUCAUCAUCGGCUGCAACCCCACCAUCCUCCACGUGCACGAGCUCUACAUUCGGGCCUUCCAGAAACUCAGCGACUUCCCCCCGAUCCAGUCCCAGUCAGACGAGUCCCGUUACUGCUCCCUGCUGAGGCAGCUGCUGGAGGAUCACAAGGACGUCGUGACCCUGCUGGCCGAGGGGCUCCGGGAGUGCCGCCGGCACAUCCAGGACGAGCGUUUGCUGCGGCCCUUCCUGGACAAGACGCUGACGUCGCGGCUGGGGAUGCGUCUCUUGGCCACCCAUCACCUGGCGCUGCACGAGGACAAGCCGGUUUCAGUGGGCAUCAUCUGCACCAGGAUGAGCCCCAAGAAGCUGGUGGAGAAGUGGGUGGACUUCUCCAGGUGA
This is a messenger RNA of Myiozetetes cayanensis, 635 nucleotides long. It is a transcript of the gene BCKDK, whose product is annotated as branched chain keto acid dehydrogenase kinase. Gene Ontology annotation, biological process: protein phosphorylation; regulation of glucose metabolic process. The transcript has 7 exons. The record is from RefSeq and is a predicted model, not a curated record. Gene Ontology annotation, cellular component: mitochondrion. Gene Ontology annotation, molecular function: pyruvate dehydrogenase (acetyl-transferring) kinase activity. The coding region runs from base 138 to 635 and encodes 165 amino acids. Lineage: Eukaryota; Metazoa; Chordata; Aves; Passeriformes; Tyrannidae.